This is a messenger RNA of Nerophis lumbriciformis (worm pipefish), 1777 nucleotides long. RefSeq names its product phosphatidylinositol glycan anchor biosynthesis, class S (gene pigs). Gene Ontology annotation, cellular component: GPI-anchor transamidase complex. Gene Ontology annotation, biological process: attachment of GPI anchor to protein. NCBI's taxonomy places the organism in Eukaryota, Metazoa, Chordata, Actinopteri, Syngnathiformes, Syngnathidae. The record is from RefSeq and is a predicted model, not a curated record.
AGAAGCCACGCCCUGACAAAGAUGGCGACCGCGGAAGUGGAGCGUCGGCGUUGCAAGCUCGCCUCCAUGUCCAUCGCCGCCAUGGUCAUCCUCCUGGGGGUCCCUCUGUGGUGGCGGACCACCGCCACGUACCGCGCCUGGUUGCCCGUCAGCGAGAUCCAGGAGCUGGGUAACCUCCAGCUGCUCCUGAGCGCCGACGUGGAGGUGGUGUUCGCGCGGGGGACGCUGGUGGCGGAGCAGCAGAAGAAGAUCCCCCAGACACGGACACACGUGGAGGAACACGCAAUAGAUGGGGCCACCUCUCUGACUUACAGGUAUGAGACACGUUACCGCACCGCAACUGUCAUGGAGGAGGACGCCCUGAACAAGCCCACCGCCGCCGGUCUGUCUCGCCGUCGCCGAGCUAGCGUGGUGUUUUCCGAGCAAGACAACAAGACUCUUUGUGUUUGCGUCCUUCUAGAGUCGGACCUGUCCCUGCACACGCUCAGCGAGAGUCCGUGCGGUUCUUUGGUGGUCUACGUGAUCCCUGGCUCCUCAUUGCUGCUGCCCCAGGACGUGGAGGUGUACGUUGGCCGGCGACGCACCGCUCUGCUGCGCGCCGACGCCCAGACCGGCGCGGCGAGGACGCUGGACCAGCUGUUGGCUCGCCUGGAGCCGCGGGUCAAGAAGGUGCUGCGGGUGAUGUCGUUCAGCCACGGCGACAUCACGGCCGCUUUCAGCGACCGAGUGCGUCUCAGCCCGGGAAGCCGACAGAGCAAAGCUGACAGCAUGAGAGCCUUCAAGUCCAGCCCAGGUUAUGAAAUAACCUUCAGUCUGCUGAAUCCUGACCCCGAGUCGCACCGACUGUACUGGGACAUCGAGGGCGCCGUGCAGAGCUACAUCCAACCGCUGCUCUCCAAACUGGCCCCUCUCGCCAACUUUAGCGUGGACUCUCAGACCUUGCACUACACCAUGCUGGGCGUCAACGCUCGCUUCGACAGCAGCCGCGCCGUCUACACGCUGAGCGCCGACAGCCUGGCGCACGUCAUCAACCCCGUGGAGGCUCGGCUGGGUUCCAAUGCUGCGUCUUCCAAUCCGGUGCUGAACUUCCUGCUCUACGUGCCCGACGCCCAACAUUCGCCGCUCCACAUCCUCGACCGCAAGAAAAACAAAGUGGCGUCCAAUGCCUUCCACUCGCCACGCUGGGGAGGAAUCAUGGUUUACAAUGUGGACAGCAAGACGACACUUCCUGUGGACGUGGACAUUAACAUGGCUAACGUCAUGGGCGUCUUCCUCGCACAGCUACGGCUGCUGCUGGGCGUGCAGCCCUCGUCGCCUCCCCCCGGCGUCCUGGUGUCCCCCCCCGGCCCGUCGGGCCUGGCCGACUGGGAGCUGGACCGCCUCAUGUGGAGCCGCAGCGUGGAGAACGUGGCCACGGCGACCACCGCCAUCACCUCGCUGGCGCAGCUGCUGGACCAGAUCGGCAACAUCGUCAUCAACGACAACAUCGCCCAGCAGGUGUCCAACGCCGUCACGUCGCUGCAGCUGGCCGUGGCCGAGCUGGAGGCCAGCAACCUGGGCUUGGCCCUGCAGUAUAGCAAGGAGGCCAUCUUGGCGUCGGAGAGGGCCUUCUUCGACCCGUCGCUGCUGCACCUCCUCUACUUCCCCGACGACCAGAAGUUCGCCAUCUACAUCCCGCUCUUCCUGCCCGUGUGCGUGCCCAUCCUGCUGUCGCUGCUCAACGUGCUGGCCGAGGUGAGGCAGAUGCGUAGGGACAAACAGGCCAAGAAGGACUGAU